Molecule: messenger RNA, 1350 nt
Organism: Besnoitia besnoiti
Lineage: Eukaryota; Apicomplexa; Conoidasida; Eucoccidiorida; Sarcocystidae
Exons: 1
Coding region: 1-1350 (449 amino acids)
Molecular function (GO): nucleic acid binding
Source: RefSeq, a predicted model, not a curated record
AUGUUGGGGCGUCGCAGGAAGGGGGGCCUGGAGCGCUCAGCCGCGCCCGCGAAAGAGACCAAGAAGUGGAGGUUGGAGCUGAAUGAAGAGAACGCUUGCGCCUCUCCUCGCUUGUCUUCGCAGCCGCGUACCUCCCUCAGCAUCUCGUCCUCAUCAUCUGUGGAUUCGCACAUAUACUACGUGGACUCUGCUUCUGAGCGGAGUCGCAGCUCCUCGUCCUCCCGGCCCUCAGGUGUACGUACACCCGGGGACAGGCGCGAAGGAGAAGAAGACGCGCUUGCGCCGGAGCUGACGGAGGAGGAGCUUCGGCUGCUCCAGGCGGACGACGACGACGAGGGCGAGAGGGAGAGGGAGAGGGAGGAUCGGAAGGCCGAGGCUGACAAACAGCAGGCAGAUGAUAGCGCGCAGGGGAAUGGAGAAGAGGUUGCGAGGCCGAAGAAGCGACGACGGUUCGCGUGGAUGGAAAGCGACGACGAAAGCAUUACGGCGAGCAGCAGUGACAGUGAAGAAGACGAGGAGCCCAGCGCGCUCCCUCCGGCUGCAGAAGAGCCCAAAACGCCGUCGCCAUCCUCGGCCUGCCCGACCCCCCUUCCUCCUGGCGCGCCGCGCAACAGUUUGUUCACUGUUUCUCCGCCUUCUCUUUCCUCGUCUUCUUCGCCGCCGUCUCUCGGCGCUGCGUCGCCGCCGCCCAACUCGUCGUCGCCUGUCUCUCCGGAGGCCUCGACCGCGCCUCCAGAGCCCGAGCGGGAUGUCGUGUCGGCGUCAGUCUUCGUCUCUGAUUUGGCGGCGCUGGGGCUCCAGUUCGCGGGCGGCGACCGCGAGGAGCUCUGUGAAGGCAUGCAGCGCUGCAUCACGACUUUGUACCUGAUGAAUUUGUCCUUCGAGGCCUCCCUCGGCGAAAUCGAGACGUGGGUGGAGUCGCACCUGCAGGUCCGGCCGCUGGACGUCUUCCCGUCGCCCUCCGCGACCGCGCCCGACGCGGCGCCGCCCGGGGCGAAGGCUCCGUUCGCGGCCCCGCGGUCCCCGUUCGGGGCUGCGCCCCCGGGGGACAGGUCUCCCAGCGACUCGCAGCACCACCGCGGGCGGGUGUUUGUCGAGUUGGGCAGCUACACCAAGGUCCGCCUGGGCGUGCAGAAACUGAACGGCCUUUACCUUCGCGGGCGCCCAGUCCGCGCGCUCUUCGCCUUCACCGUGAAGGGACGACCUUGCACGUUGCAGACGGCGAUGCAUCUCAAGUUUCUUCGGCAGCACGUGCUGCAGGAAGUCAUGGGCGUGGAGGGCGCGCCGCGAUUCCAGCGAAAGAAACCUGGAUGGAACAUCGACGGCGGCUGUAACUGGGUCGGCACCUAG